AUAAUUUAAAAAAAGGCGAACUAUAUUUUUUUAAUUUUCUAAUGAAAAAGAUGUUUGAUAUUUUUUUUUCCUCUCUGUGUGACAAUUUUUUGAUGAAAUUUUUUUCGCGUUAAUUAAAUUUGUUCUCUACAUUGUUUAUAUAAUAACAUUUUAUAUUUUUACAUUUUAUAACGCACUUAUAUACCUUCUAUUUAAAUAUAAUUUGGGAUAAUUAUAUUUUUUUGUUAUAAUGGUUUAAAAAAUUAAAAUAAAAAUAUUUAAAAUUGUAUUUUUUAUUCUCAUAUUGUAGGAUAUAAUUUUUUAUAUUUAAAAUUUAAUUUCAAAUAUUAAAAAAGAAGACAAGAAAAAAAAAGUAAAAUUGAAAAAUUUAAGAAAAAUUAAGAAAAAGAGAAAAAAAAAUUGACGUAACAAAACCGUCCGUGAAUAAUUAUUUCAGAAAAAAAAAUAACAUACAUAUAAAAUAGAAGACGUAUUUCUAUUUACCCUACAAAUAUAACAAUAAAAAGACAUAUACAAGUGAUUUUAUGUAAACAAGAAGAAGAAGAAGUAGAAGAAUAAAAUAAAAACAAUUUUAUGUAAAAAUGGCAAGAAUAUAAUAGAAGAAAAUAUUGUAAAAUAAUACCUUAUAGAGUACAGUGUUUGCAAAAUAAUAAUAAAAAUAAAAAUAACAGAAUAAUAAAAACAGAAAAAAAAAUUAGUUAAAAUAUAAAAGUGUAAAACUUCCCUUUAAAACAGUGUCUUCCAUUGAAAAUAUCAGUAAAAAAAAAGCCAUUUAUUAAAUAAUAUAAAAAUAAAAUAAUGACAAUUGAAAAAAAAAUUCCAAAUAUUGCUAACUAUUUUAAAAGAAAAAUAAAAAGUGCAAAAAUAUAACAAGAAACAAAAUUAUAACAGAAUUCGUGAAUUGUUCAAAAAUAUUCUUUAUUGUGUUUUCUUUGUCAAAAAAAAAAAAAAAUGUAAAAAAGGAUAACAGUAUGAAAGAAUAAGAAAAGAAAGGAUCAUAUUAAUGUUGAAAAUAUAAAAGAAGAAUAAAAAGAAAAAAUUAAAAAAUAAGUUCGAAAAUCAAAGUGAUUUUCUUAUAUUUACUUUAUUUACUGUUAUAUUUUACUGUUAUUUAACAAAUUUUUUCUAUUAAAUUUUUUCUUCUUCUUUAAUAUUACUUGAAUCGAGACAACAAAUUAUCAAAAUGGCAUUGAAAGUCGAAGGAAAAAAUGAUGAAAGGUGUCCGAAGAGGAUGUGUUCGAUUAAAGGGUGCUGUUAUUGGCAUUGAUGAUCAAGAAGAUAAUACAUUUACAAUAACAGUUGAUCAUAAAACUUUCCAUUUUCAGGCUCGUGAUGGUGAUGAACGUGAAAAGUGGGUACGAAAAUUAGAAGAUACAAUUAGACGUCAUGCUUAUCGUGGAAGAUUAUGGGAUUAUCAAAGUAGUUAUUAUGGAAGUGAUACUGGUUUAACAAAUCCAUCAGCAACAAAUCAACAAAAAAAAGCUAAUUUAUUACAAUUAUUAGAUAAAAGAGUUAGUGAAGCUGAUGCAUAUCUUCAAUUAAUAAUUGAACAGACCAGCAAAAUUGAUGAAAGAAUUGAAAAUAUAACAGAUCCUGAAGAAAAAGCGAAAUGCAAAUCAUUACAGGAGAGUGCUAGUGCCAUGGUAGAUCAUAUAAAACAUUCAAUAGUUACAUUACAAAUAGCUAAAAAUAUGGCACAUCCUAUUAAUGGUAUUUAUCAGGGACCAUCAACGGUCAGUCCUGAUAGUAAAACAGAAUCAAGUAGUAAUAAUCAUGGUGAUAGUGUUGUAGAUGACGAUAUAGACUUAUUUUUAGAUAUUUUACCGCCACCUGGUAUACCACCAGUACAAUCUGGUAUAGAACUUGGUUCAGAAUGUCUAGAACGAAGAAAAGGAUUAACACCUAUUAUAGCUACUGCUCCAGCAAUAUCAUUAGUUGUACCAGAAACUUCUUAUUCUAGUUCAGAAGGUGAAGAUGAUUUUUAUGAUGCAAAUGAUGAUAUGUUUAAUUAUCAGACGAAUACGCCAAUAAUAAGUGCCACAAGGGGAGUAUCAUUUUCAACUUCUACAACAACAGAACCGACAGUACCACCAGUAACAGAUAUAACAAAUAAAAAUGAAACUGAAUCGGUACCAUCGAAAAAAGAUAAAAAGAAUGAUAUAAAAGGUUCAUCGCAAGAUAGUGAAAAUUCGGAUGCAUUUGCAACUCCGUCCAAAGUAAUAUCAUCAGCAUUAACCGAUGGUCGUCUUGAUUAUGAUGCAUUAUAUGAAGAUGAAGAUGAUACAGAUUUAUCAAUGGAAUCUCAUGGUUCUGUUGUAUCACAUUUAUUAUCACAAGUUAAAAUUGGUAUGGACUUAACAAAAGUGGUCUUACCAACAUUUAUAUUAGAAAGACGUUCAUUAUUAGAAAUGUAUGCAGAUUAUUUUGCACAUCCUGAUUUAUUUUUACGUAUUGUCGAUUUAGAUGAUCCAAAAGAUCGAAUGGUUCAAGUUGUUAGAUGGUAUUUAAGUUCUUAUCAUGCUGGUCGUAAAAGUACUGUUGCUAAGAAACCGUAUAAUCCAAUAUUAGGGGAAAUAUUUAGAUGUCACUGGGAUAUUCCUGGCGAUCCCGAUGAUGAAAUUGUAACUGAUGGGCCAAUACCAUGGUGUAGAAAAGAUCAGUUAACAUUUCUUGCCGAACAAGUAUCACAUCAUCCGCCAAUAUCUGCCUUUUAUGCUGAACAUUAUAAUAAAAAAAUUAGUUUUCUUGCUCAUGUUUGGACCAAAUCAAAAUUUCUUGGUUUAUCAAUUGGUGUACAUAAUAUAGGACAAGGAAUUGUGACAUUAUGUGAUCGUAAUGAAGAAUAUAUAUUAACAUUUCCAAAUGGCUAUGGAAGAUCAAUAUUAACAGUACCUUGGAUUGAAUUAGGAGGAUCUGUAACUAUUAAAUGUCCACAAACUGGUCAUUAUGCUGACGUAGAAUUUUUAACAAAACCAUUUUAUGGUGGUAAAAAGAAUAGGAUUACUGCAGAGAUAUUUAGUCCAAAUGAGAAAAAACCAUUUGUUUCUGUAGCCGGUGAAUGGAGUGGUUUAAUGGAAGCAAAAUGGAAUGAUGGUAGUAGACAUAAACCGGAAGUUUUUAUAGAUGUAAAUGAGAUUAAUAUACAUAAAAAAUUAGUAAGGCCUAUAGCUGAACAAGAAGAUUGUGAAUCUAGGAAAGUUUGGAAAGAAGUUACAGCUGGCCUAAAAUUAAACGAUAUUGAACGGGCUACCAGUGCUAAAUAUUUAGUUGAACAAAAGCAACGUGAAGAAGCUAAAACAAGGAAAGACUGUGAACUCAAUUGGAAUACAAAGUAUUUCAAACCUGUUGGAGAGAACUGGAUAUAUACAAAUCCUCUUAGUCAGAGACUUUAUUUACAAGAAAAAGAAAAUAAAAGAUAGUAAUUUUAAAGUAUUAAAAUAAUUAGUUGUUACGUUUGUUUUUUUUUUUUCCUAAUUCGAUAACACCAUAACUCUUUCAUUAUUUUUAACUUCUUUUCAUAGAAAUUUCAUAUUAUUUUUGAUUGAAAUGCAAAAUUUCUAAAAUUAUUCAUCAUAUUUAAUUUCAUUAUGAAAAUAAUAUUACAUACAAAACAAUUUAUUUUUUGUUCUCAUAUCAAGUUAAGAACAAUUUAAAUUGUUACAAUCAUACACAAAAUAAAAGAAUAAAAAUAUAAUCAUAAAUAUUCCAUUAAAAUAAUAUUUUGAAUAUAAAUAUUACAUAAAAUUAUUUUCAUAAAAAAAGUGAUAAAGAUUGAAAAACAAGAAAAAAAAAACAAAAGAAAAACUCGAAAAAAAUAGAAUUAAAAUAGGAAAUAAAAUUAAUAAAGCAACAGAAUAUUAUAAAACAAAUUUCUAUAAAAUUCAUUAAAAUCUACAUUAAUUCAAAAUAAAAAUUAUACACAUGCAUUGAAUUCAUAAUUACAUACUUACACAAUUUAUAUAGAAUAUGUUAAAAAUAAGCUUAAAAACAAUGCUAUAUUUAAUUAAUAACUAAAUAUAAAAUCCCAUUAAAUUAGGAAUUAUUAAGUAAAGUAAAAAAAAAAAACAAAUACAUAUAUAUAAAUAUACAAAUAAU
This is a messenger RNA of Condylostylus longicornis, 4095 nucleotides long. RefSeq names its product oxysterol-binding protein-related protein 9. The coding region runs from base 1209 to 3419 and encodes 736 amino acids. Lineage: Eukaryota; Metazoa; Arthropoda; Insecta; Diptera; Dolichopodidae. Gene Ontology annotation, molecular function: sterol binding. Gene Ontology annotation, cellular component: intracellular membrane-bounded organelle; cytosol; membrane. The record is from RefSeq and is a predicted model, not a curated record. The transcript has 17 exons.